Messenger RNA from Adineta steineri, 2226 nucleotides. NCBI's taxonomy places the organism in Eukaryota, Metazoa, Rotifera, Eurotatoria, Adinetida, Adinetidae. The record is from the annotation of a GenBank genome assembly.
AUGAAGAGGCAUCAUCUUAUGAUUUUUUUUCUAUUCUUUUUAUCCUUUUUAACACUAUCCUAUAGUGAUGAUAAAGAUUAUCAAAUAAUUAAUAUACAUAUUAAUGAAGAAUUACCAGUAUCAACAAUAUUAUUUAUAACACCAAAUAAUAUUAUCUAUCGUUUAUUUGAUUCAGGUCGAAAUCAAAAUUCAUUUAUAUAUUAUAAUACAUCGAAUGGUCAUGUUUUACUUCAACAUUUAUUAGAUCGAGAAGAUUUAUGUUUACAACAUAUAUGUUCAUGUAGUAAAUGUCAAUUAAUUAUUGAAUUAAUUGAAUGGCAAACACCCUAUCGUCUUUUAAGACUUAUAUUAAAUAUUGAAGAUAUUAAUGAUCAUAAACCAAAAUUUUCAUCCGAAAUUUAUCAAUUAAAUAUAAUAGAAAAUGUACCAUUUGGAUAUGAAUUACCAUUAGAAUCAGCUUAUGAUACUGAUUUAGGUGAAAAUGGUCGAAUUAAUUAUGAACUUUUAAGUUUAAAUGACGGACCAUUUGAAUUAAUAAUGAAAAUAAAUGGUGGCAUAGCUUUGAAAGUAAUUAAAAAAAUUGAUCGGGAAGAAAAAGAUUUUUAUGAAUAUGAUUUAAUUGCUUUUGAUUAUGGACAACCACGUCAACAAAGUUCAGCUAAAUUAUAUAUUAAAAUUGAUGAUAUGAAUGAUAAUUCAGUUGAACUUUCUGAAACAUAUAUUCAUCUUCAUGUUAGUGAAAAUACACCUGUUGGAACUGAAUUAGCAUAUAUUAAUGCAACAGAUAAAGAUAUUGGACUUAAUGGAAAAAUUCAUUAUUCAAUUAGUAAUGGUUUUCCUUCAUCUAGUUGGAUGGAUUAUUUUCGUAUUGGAGAAUCAACUGGAAUAUUAACUCUUGUUAAUUCACUUGAUUAUGAAAUUGAACAAUCCUAUCGAUUAACAAUACAAGUUCGAGAUUUAGGUGAAAACUCACUUUCAAGUUUCGUAUCAAUUGAUAUAUCUAUUCUUGAUGAAAAUGAUAAUUAUCCUCAAGCAUUUGUUACAUUUGUAUAUCCAAUUUUAAAUAAUUCAAUAAUUUCCAUUCCAGAAAAUAUUCCUAUUGGUCAAAUUUUAGCACAUAUAUCAAUAUCAGAUCAAGAUUCAGGUUUAAAUAGUGAAAUGUCAUAUAAAAUUGAAGAAGGUAAUGAUAUUAUUGGAAUAAAAAUACUUGAUCAAAAAUCAUUUCUACUUAUUAUUAAUCAUUUAAUUGAUCGUGAAGAUGAAAAUAUCAAAUCAAAUAAAUUUAUUUUAAUUAUUUCUGAUAAUGGAAAACCAUCAAAAUCAAUACGAUUAGAAUAUCAAAUAAAUAUUAUUGAUUUAAAUGAUUCACCACCGAAAUUUAAUCAAUCAUUAAAAUGUAAUUUACAUUUAAAUAUUUCAUUAAAUCAAUCUUUAGAUCAACCUUUAUUUAAAGUACAAGCAACUGAUUUAGAUUUAAAUGAUAAUAGUCUCAUAUCAUAUUCAAUACUAUCUCCAUAUGAUGAUUUAUUUAUGAUUAAUGAUCAAGGUGAAAUAUUUAAUUUAGAAUAUUUAAAUCAGUCAUAUUAUCAUUUUCAAAUAAUGGCUAUUGAUCAUGGAAAACCAAUUCGUUUAAAUUCAACAUAUGAUUGUUAUAUAUCAAUUUCAAUAACAAAAAAUAAUCUUACGAAUUCAAAUAAAUCUAUAUUAUUAAUUGAUAAUUUAGGAAAAUUUAAAUAUUAUUAUUCAUUUAUAGUUAUUUGUUUAUUUUUAAUUAUUAUAUUUUCAAUGAUUGGUAUAAUUUUUUAUUUUUAUAAAUUUAUAUUUAAUCAUCGAAAAUGUUAUAAAGAAAAUAAAACAUAUCAUUUAUAUGUUUCGAUUCCUCGAAAAUCAAUCUAUAUUGAAAAUGAAAGUCCAUGUAGUAGUAAAAUUGAUGAUAAUGAAUCUGAAGAACAUGAAAGAUUAGUUCAUUUAAAUGAUAAAGAUUCAUUAUCAGACCAUCAUCAAUUCUCUCGAACAGUUCAAAGUAGUUAUUCAUCUUCAAUAUCUUCAACUGCAAAACUUCCACAUGAUAGUGCUUAUGAAUCAGUUUCUUUAUCAAAACAAAAUAGUCAACGAUUAUCAUUAUCAACAACAUGUACAAGUAUUGAAACAGAAUCAUCAUGUAAAUUAAAAAAUUCAAAUUCAACUGUUGUUCGUCUUGCUGAAGAAGAAAAUAUUGAUGUUUAA